AGCUAAAUCCCAAAUCUUAAUCACAAAGAAAUAAUUAAAACCUCAAAAUCUUGAAUUCAAGAAUAAUGGGUGCCAUUCUCGCUCUGUUUUUCUUCAUCACAAUCUUCUUACACGCCGCCGAAUCAAGAAUCCCCGGGAUUUACUCCGGCAGCGCAUGGGAAACCGCGCACGCCACAUUCUACGGCGGGAGUGACGCCUCCGGGACCAUGGGCGGCGCGUGCGGGUACGGGAACCUGUACAGCCAAGGAUACGGCGUGAACACGGCGGCGCUCAGCACGGCGCUGUUCAACACUGGGCUGAGCUGCGGUGCGUGCUUCGAGAUCAAGUGCGCCGACCCGAAGUCGUGCGUCGACGGGAACCCGUCCAUUUUGAUAACCGCCACCAACUUCUGCCCGCCCAACUACGCCUUGUCGAACGACCACGGCGGGUGGUGCAACCCGCCCCGACCACAUUUUGAUCUGUCCAUGCCCAUGUUCCUGAAGAUCGCCGAGUACCGCGCCGGCAUUGUGCCCGUCUCUUAUCGCCGAGUGGCUUGCCGUAGGCCGGGAGGAAUCAGAUUCAUGAUGAACGGUCACCAAUUCUUCAACUUGGUGUUAGUGACGAACGUGGCCGGUGCCGGCGACGUUGUCAAGAUUUGGGUCAAAACUCCGAAGACCAAAUGGAUAGAACUGAACCGCAACUGGGGGCAAAACUGGCAAACCAGUGCCAAUUUGGUUGGUCAAACGCUCUCCUUCAGAGUCAAAGCCAGUGAUCACCGUUCCUCCACCUCAUGGAACGUCGCCCCUGCCAAUUGGCAAUUCGGUCAAACCUUCGUGGGAAAGAAUUUUCGAGUCUAAAGUCAGACAAAUUAAGAUUGUGAUAAAGAGCUUUGAUUUGCUCUUUGUCAUAUCUCUAUAGCAUUGUAUUUUACGUAUUUGAUUGAAUUCUUAUUAGCAUGUGGGAAAAAGAUUGAAUUGUGGGUGAAAAAACGUAGAAAUUUUGGAAGUGUUUUUUCCAGUUUUGUCUCAACUCGUUUGACCAUUUUAUUGUAAGUGCAAGCUUGAAGUGAC
This is a messenger RNA of Cuscuta europaea, 1049 nucleotides long. The record is from the annotation of a GenBank genome assembly. NCBI's taxonomy places the organism in Eukaryota, Viridiplantae, Streptophyta, Magnoliopsida, Solanales, Convolvulaceae.